AUGGCAGAAAGUCAAAAACUAUUAGAGGAAAUUGUUCUACCCGAUGAAAUUCAACGGUAUCGAACAGUAUACGAAAAAGCCAAGGAAGCGAACCAAGUGACCGAUCAAAAUAAAUUCUCCUUUGCCUAUUGUCUUGUUCGAAAACUCUACGAUUCAACGAACAAAGAUGAAGACAAACGUGAUUACUUGUAUUAUUUAGCAGUUGGCAAUGCACGGCUGAACGAAUACGAAACGGCUAUCAAAUUUCUGGAUGCUAUUCUUCAUGUUCAGCCUGGAAAUCAUCAAGCCCAAAACCUCAAAGAUGAAAUUACACGACGAAUGACUCGUGAAGGAUAUAUCGGGGCUGGUAUUGCUGUGGGUGCGGGAGCACUUCUUGUUGGAGGUCUUGCUGCUGCUACUAUUGCACUUUUGAAGAAGUAA
This is a messenger RNA of Adineta ricciae, 420 nucleotides long. NCBI's taxonomy places the organism in Eukaryota, Metazoa, Rotifera, Eurotatoria, Adinetida, Adinetidae. The record is from the annotation of a GenBank genome assembly.